Molecule: messenger RNA, 1182 nt
Organism: Lachancea meyersii CBS 8951
Lineage: Eukaryota; Fungi; Ascomycota; Saccharomycetes; Saccharomycetales; Saccharomycetaceae
Source: the annotation of a GenBank genome assembly
AUGAAAUUUAGUACUCUUUGCCAAGGCUUUUUGGCCUUGAGUUUUUGCUCCGGACAGAACCCUCUUGGUAUAGAUCAAAGUGAUGAUUUGGAACAAGUUUGGGGCCAGGAUUGGCCUUUUUCUGGCAUCCAAACCUAUGCACAUUUGCCUCACGGGAAAUGUCUUCUCAACAAGAAUUUGGAUUUUGACAUAGGCAUCAUUGGAAUGCCCUUCGAUACUGCAGUCACAUUCCGUCCCGGGGCUCGAUUUGGUCCACAGGCGAUCCGAAAGGCCUCGCAAAGGCAGACAUCGUUACGAGGCUUCAAUUUCAGGGCUGGUAUAAAUCCUUACCAAAACUGGGCCAAGAUUCUGGACUGUGGCGAUGUGCCAGUAACUCCGAUGGACAACAAACUGGCUCUGCAAAUGAUGGAUUCAGCGUUUGAAAACCUGUUGUCCCGAGACAGUACUCUGCAGGGAUCAGUGCUGCCUCCACGGUAUGUUACUCUUGGUGGUGACCACAGUAUUAUCCUGCCGGUUUUGAGACAACUUUACAAGGUUUACGGGCCUAUCUCGGUGAUUCAUUUCGAUUCGCAUCUUGACACCUGGGCACCCAGCAAGUACCCUUCGUACUGGCACAGUGACGAGUCUGCCUUCACACACGGCUCUAUGCUUUGGUUGGCCAAACAGGAAGGUUUGCUCUCGGAGGACUCUAAUGUUCACGCUGGACUGAGAACUCGCCUAAGUGGAACUAGCUGGGAUGACUAUGAAGAAGACGACCAAGCAGGGUUUCACCGCAUCGAAUGCGACGAAAUCCUGGCCAUCGGGGUAGACGGCAUGGUCGACAAAAUUCGUGCUAUAGUGCCAAAGGACAGACCUGUGUACAUCAGCGUGGACAUUGACGUUUUGGAUCCCAGUGCGGCACCUGGAACCGGUACCGUUGAAGUCGGCGGGCUAUUGACCCGCGAACUGCUUCACAUGAUUCGCAAGCUCGAUGACUUGCCAUUGGUGGGUGCUGAUAUAGUUGAGGUUUCUCCUGCUUACGACCAUGCCGAAAUCACCUCUCUCGCUGCGUCACAGAUUGCAUAUGAACUCAUCACAAACAUGGUCAAGAACGGGCCCCUCGAUCCCAACAUGGUGAAUGCAAAUCUGCGCCCUGUUCAAAAAGACGAGAACUCUCGUUUUCGAAGCCAGAUCGAAUUUUGA